Messenger RNA from Vitis vinifera (wine grape), 354 nucleotides. RefSeq names its product egg cell-secreted protein 1.4. The coding region runs from base 1 to 354 and encodes 117 amino acids. NCBI's taxonomy places the organism in Eukaryota, Viridiplantae, Streptophyta, Magnoliopsida, Vitales, Vitaceae. Gene Ontology annotation, biological process: double fertilization forming a zygote and endosperm. The record is from RefSeq and is a predicted model, not a curated record. The transcript has a single exon.
AUGGUCAUGGUGCGACCUCUCGACUCAAUGCCAAACCUCCAAGCACGACUACGACUGGAAGGAGAGUCCCCGAAUUGUUGGGACUCUUUGUUUGAGCUCCAAUCUUGCACUAGUGAAGUUAUCAUGUUCUUCCUCAAUGGCGAGACACAUCUUGGUCCCAAUUGCUGUCGUGCCAUCCGCAUCAUAGAACAACAGUGCUGGCCCGCCUUGCUCACUUUGCUAGGCUUCACCCCCCAGGAAGAAGAUAUUCUCCGCGGCUACUGCGAUGCUACUGACUCCACCCCUACACCACUGCCCCCACCACCACAUCCUGUGGAUCCCACUUUCACCAUCUCCCACCAUUUCAUCCCAUAA